AUUUAGAGUUUAACACUCUCACUUUCUCUCUCUCUCUCUCUCUGAGCUCCAAUCCCAACUCCAACGCCAACUUCAGCUGCAACUUCUUCAGCUUGAAGUUCGUCUUUCUUCUUCUUCUUCUUCUUCUUCUAAUAAUAAUAAUAAUAAACAGAGAUGAGAUUGCACAGAUUCUUCUACUGUACUUAAAUUUCAUCUCUUCUCUUUCUCUUCUACCCGCCAAUACUCUCUUCACUGCUCAAAGCCGACACAACAAGUUUCUGUUUUUCACCAACCAUCUCUUCUCUUCUCAUCUCAUCUCAUUCAAACUGCAAUUUGGGGGGUUUUCAAGCCACACUCACUCUGCCCAUGGACUACGAGCCAUACGAUAGCAGUGGAACUGAUGAUGAUCUGCCCCCAUCACACCAGAACAGAGUACCUAGAGGGGGACGCAUUACUGGAAACGGAAGACCUGCCAUAGCUUCUGUGCCAUACCCUAGGAUGUAUGGUGAAACUGAUAUGGAGGCUCAAAUUCACCAGCUUGAGCAAGAAGCAUACACUUCGGUCCUUAGAGCCUUUAAAGCUCAAGCUGAUGCCAUCACUUGGGAGAAGGAGAGUUUGAUAACAGAACUUAGGAAAGAGUUGAGGUUAUCAAAUGAGGAGCAUAGAGAACUUCUGGGUAGGGUUAAUGCAGACGAUCUCAUACGGAGGAUAAGGGAGUGGAGACAAGCAGGUGGGAUUCAAUCCAGCAUGCUCAAUGCUGCUCAAGCUGUUCGUGAUCCUGUGCCCAGUCCUACUGUCUCUGCAUCUCAUAAGAAACAGAAGAUAACCCAGUCAGUACCUUCACAAUCAUUUGCUGGGCCAUCUCCAUCAUAUCACCCACAAACAGUAGCUCCAUCUCAUCAGCCAUCUUCUUCAACUGCCAAGCGAGGAACUUUAACAGGCUCUAAGGGCAAGAAACAUAAACCAGGUUUGCCUGGUGCAUCUUCAAUGAAAUCCACACGGUACCCCUCCUCAGGACAAACCGGAAGGGGCCAGGCUGUUAAUAGAGUAUCUACUGGUGCUGCACUGAUGGGUGACCCUGCUGAAGGAGCAGCAUUUGAUGCAUUAAUUGGGAAGAGAGUGAGAACCAGAUGGCCAGAUGAUAAUAACUUCUAUGAAGCUGUUAUAACUGAUUAUAAUCCAGUUGAGGGACGACAUGCUCUGGUCUAUGAUAUUGGUACUGCAAAUGAGACAUGGGAAUGGGUUAAUCUCUCAGAGAUAUCUCCUGAGGACAUACAAUGGGAAGGUGACCCAGGAAUUCCUCACCGUGGAGGUUAUGGUGGAUCAGGGCAUGUAAUAAAUAGAUCUUCUGGUCGUGAUGUUGUGUCUGGCGUAGGAAGAGGUAGGGGUAUCACAAAAGGUCCAUCUAGAAAAGAUUUUUUUGCAUCACAGAAUGGCAUUGGAAAGAGAGCUCCAGAUGACAUUCAAAUUCUCCAUACAGAUACUUUAAUAAAGGAGGUGGAAAGGGUUUUUGGUGCAAAUCAUCCCGACCCACUUGAGAUUGAGAAAGCAAAGAGAGUGUUAAAGGAGCAUGAGGAGUCACUUAUUGAUGCAAUUGCAAGGCUGGCAGAUAUAUCUGAUGGUGAAAGUGAUGAGGGGGGCCACCCAUUCGGGCAACAAAUGGACCGACUGUGAUGAACAGAUUUUUUUAGCACGCUGAAUGGUUGAUCGAUGGUGGUAGAGACUAGAGAGACAUUCGUAAUUAUGAAAGCUAAUUACUUGUAUAAUGCCUUUUUACAGCAGCACUUAGCUCAACAGGGGGUUAACCUGUGGGUUUGUGGGAUAGGUAGGUAAGUGUAGUUAUCUAUUGUAGUUGGAUGAUACUAAUUCCUUCGUAAUUGGCAAAAACAGGGAACAGUAUGGGAUUGAUGGCUGGUGGUGCUCUCAGUCUCAUGCUCUGUAACAUUAUUUGUUUAGUGAUUGAAGCGUGAUCAUGUAUAAUUUGUUUAAUCUUUUGCUGACACAAUUUGCACCAAUUUUUCA
Rubroshorea leprosula is the source of this 2001-nucleotide messenger RNA. The record is from the annotation of a GenBank genome assembly. Lineage: Eukaryota; Viridiplantae; Streptophyta; Magnoliopsida; Malvales; Dipterocarpaceae.